Messenger RNA from Amorphotheca resinae ATCC 22711, 1194 nucleotides. RefSeq lists its product as hypothetical. The record is from RefSeq and is a predicted model, not a curated record. NCBI's taxonomy places the organism in Eukaryota, Fungi, Ascomycota, Leotiomycetes, Helotiales, Amorphothecaceae. The coding region runs from base 1 to 1194 and encodes 397 amino acids. The transcript has 2 exons.
AUGGCGUACUAUGGAGCAGCCUCAUACCAUAGCCUCUUCCGACGAAAUUGUGUCAUAUGCCCGCCUACUGCACCUUCUUGUCCAGUCUGUAGUGAGAACGAGGUCUGUUCACUGGUCCCACCAUCAUGCGACACAUGUCAACACACCAUUUGCGUUGCCAAUGCCGCUACCCCAUCGACCAUAAGCUCGUCCCCAAAGUCGUCAAGUUCUGGCCCAAACGUAGGAGCAAUUGUCGGUGGUGUUGUUGGAGGACUUGCAUGUAUCGCGAUAGUUACUUAUCUCGUAUGGAGAUACUGUAUCAAGACAAAGAGGCAACAGUAUGCAACCGAAGAUUGGGGUAACGAUGCAGACGGAUCUCUUGGGGCCGAGAAGGACUUCACAAGACGGCGAGAUGCGCGGGCUUCAACGCAUACGGUCGGCUCUAUCGCCUCUACCGUGCUUACUCGCGCUUCCAACAUCAUUCAGAUCGCAUACAUCCCAGGUGUCACAAACCGAUCCGCGCCAUCCACACCUGGCCUUCUCGUACCUCCCGUUCCACCGAUCCCGAUUGCACUAUCAUCGGCUUCCAGCUCUCCAAGGUACGAGAAUGAGCACUUCUUCAUGCCUGGCAAUCUUCGAGACUCCACAUACUCUGGCAUCAGCGAUCGAACUUCGUACGCCAGGACCAGCGUUGCUUCGACUAUUUAUGGCAAGAAUGCGGUCGUCUCUCCGGUUCCUGCCCAGACUGUGAUCCGAGGAAAGGCAGCUGUCGUCAGUGUCAGAUCCAACGGCGCCGGUGCUAGCGAACUAAUGCCUCCUGUCCCAAGUGUUGAUUACGGCAAAUACGGAGCAAAUGGACCUCCAAGCCCUGCCUUCAGUGUCAAGUCUACUCUGGACAGUGCGACUGCGGCCACUCAGAUGAGACCGCAUGUUAUAAAAGUUGCCGGCGGCCCAGCGCAGAAAACAGGGGCAGCAGAUAAUCGCGCCCCGGUUCAGAACGGCCUUCCAGGCCCCUCAAAACCCAUGACUACUAUCGAUGAGACGCCAAAUAUGGAGGAGGGCCCCUUCAGUGAUCCAGCCCUGAGUCGUCACCAAAGCAACGUGAGUCUCAGCGCGGUCAUCGAGAAGGCGAGCAAGAAACCCCAAGGAGGCGAAGGAGCGUCGAUUGAUAGAGGAGAGACGCCAUUUGGAGAUGAGCACGAAGUAAAGGAAUGA